CUACGACGCUUCGCCUACAGAGAGCACUGGCCCUAGCUCUCGUCAGGAGCUCUAAGAGCCGCACACAAUCUUAUGCCGCUCCCGAUGCGAAUGAUAAGAUAGACUCUUUGCUGUCAAUGGAAGAUGAUCCCUCGAAUGGUUCCAUCUCGCAGUGUCACCUCAAUCGUCUUUGCAUCUAGUACGACUUUCGGGGACGACUGGACGACUUUUCCAGAUCAACAGCCGAUCUGACCUCUUUGAGGGCUUCCGCGAGCUACCUUUCUACAGUAUUCGUGCGCUUAGGUUUGUGUAAGACUCGAAGAAGACACGGCAUUCAUCUCUGUCUCACGGUUUCUGGCUGUCCAAAUGCCUCAGAAUAACGCUAUUCACGACGCAUGGAGGAUGCAAUGUGCCAUGAUAAGCACGAUGGCGCGAGCGGCGAGAAACGAUAUAAAAGCUCUAGCGGAUGCAUUGGCUCACCAGAGAUCCACGCUCUGUUCCUCCAAUCCCUCGAGACUAGUGCAAGAUGAAGUUCGGUGCCCUCUUUGCGUUCACCCUCGCUGCGGUCGUCUUGGCCAACCCAGUCCCUUUGGUCGAGUCGGACAACAACUCGUGGAAGAUCGGUCGUGCGGCGCCGACCCUUGAGCUCGAAUCGGAGAACAAGAGCUGGCACAUCAACAAGGUUCAGGCUGUCGCCACUCCAGUUGCGCGCGCGCCGGAGCCGCUGAUCACCGCCAACGAGCUCGACACCAACAAUGAUCAUUGGACGAUCGGACAAGCUCGUGCUUUGCCCACUGAGGACCUCGAGUCAGACAACAGCUCGUGGAAGAUCAACCGCGCGGCGCCGACCCUCGAACUCGAAUCCGACAACUCCAGCUGGCAUAUCGGAAAGAACCGCGCUGUCGAGACCCCCGUUGCGCGUGCGCCGGAGCCGGCCAUCACUCCCAACGCUCUCGAGAGCAGCAACGAUCACUGGACGAUCGGGAAGGCCCGCGCAUUGCCCACGCAGCCGCUUGAGUCGACGAACGACAAGUGGGUGAUCGGCCGUGCGGAAGUUGAAUCGGAUAACACUUCGUGGAAGAUCAACCGUGCGGUAGCUACUCCCGUGGCGCGUGAGCCCCUUGUGGAUUCGGACAACACCUCCUGGAAAAUCAACCGGGCCGCCCCCACGAUUGAGCUCGAAUCUGAUAACACCAGCUGGCACAUCGGAAAGAACCGCGCUGUCGAGACUCCCGUCGCGCGCGCCGAAGCCGGUCUGGACACCAACAACGACCACUGGACGAUCGGCCAGAACCGCCGGGCCGUGCCGACCGAGGCCGUCGAGCCGAACAACAACGGCUGGAGCAUCGGCGGACGCAACCAGGAGGCUCGCACGGUUGCCUUGGACUCGAGCAACGACCACUGGACGAUCGGGCAGAACCGCCGCGCUGUGCCGACCCAGGGCGUUGAGCCGAGCAACGACCACUGGACCAUUGGCCGCCGCGAGGAGGAGGCUCGCACGCUUGCUGUGUAGUCCAGGUGUAUUUGGAAUAAGCAAUGUUUGUACGCAUGAUCAUGAUCUCAAUAUAUUGUCCGGGCUUUGGCCUCGGUGAUUGC
Messenger RNA from Mycena citricolor, 1575 nucleotides. The record is from the annotation of a GenBank genome assembly. NCBI's taxonomy places the organism in Eukaryota, Fungi, Basidiomycota, Agaricomycetes, Agaricales, Mycenaceae.